GGUGAAUAUGUACACAAGUUACAGUUCACUGUCAAAGAAACAAGAAAGGGAACUCCACCCAACUGUUACAUCUAAGACAAAUAUGGCAGUAAAAAGGCAUGAUAAAACUGGACAAAUGCAACAAAAUUAUGGUGAUUGUCUUCCGCAGCUUUUAUAUGAAGAGUGGGCAAACUACAGCGUCUUCUACAAGUACCAGCCCCUCGGACUUGUGCGGAAGUACUUUGGCGAGAAGAUUGGUCUGUACUUUGCCUGGUUGGGUCUGUAUACGCAGAUGCUGAUUCCUGCCUCUCUGGUGGGGGUCAUUGUCUUUCUGUAUGGAUGUGCAACAGUCGAUGACAACAUACCAAGCAUGGAGAUCUGCCACCCAAAGAACAACAUCACCAUGUGCCCUCUAUGUGACAGAGUGUGCAGCUACUGGAAACUUAGCACUGCCUGCGGAACAGCCAGGGCCAGUCACCUGUUCGACAAUCCUGCCACCGUUUUCUUCUCUAUAUUCAUGGCUCUUUGGGGUGAGUGAACACAUCAGCUCACUCCAAAAUACAUUCAUACAAUCACUUUCCACUUA
This is a messenger RNA of Micropterus salmoides (largemouth bass), 565 nucleotides long. Its product is annotated as anoctamin-1-like. Gene Ontology annotation, cellular component: plasma membrane. The transcript has 3 exons. The coding region runs from base 8 to 517 and encodes 169 amino acids. NCBI's taxonomy places the organism in Eukaryota, Metazoa, Chordata, Actinopteri, Centrarchiformes, Centrarchidae. Gene Ontology annotation, biological process: chloride transmembrane transport. The record is from RefSeq and is a predicted model, not a curated record. Gene Ontology annotation, molecular function: chloride channel activity.